AUGGUAACAAAAUUCUGUGGAACAUUCAUAUAUCGAAAUUCUUCAAUAUUAUUUUCACAUUCAAAUCAUUCACAUAUAAGUGAUGCUGAAUGGAUAACAAAUGGUAUAUCAUUAAUUAUAUUUGUUCUUGCAUUUAUUGGAAACACAGCUGCACUUAUUGUUAUGUUUGGUUCGAAAGGUCCAAUACGAAUAACGAAUAAUAAAUAUUUAGCUAAUUUAGCAUGUGCAGAUUUACUACGUGCAUGUUUUAUGCCUUUUACAAUUAUAGCAAGAAUGAAAAAAACCUUUAUGUUUGGAAAGAUGCUUUGUAAAAUUUUACCAAUUGUUCAAGGUUUAAGUGUAGCUGUAGAUGUAUUUACACUUGUUUGUAUAAGUAUUGAACGUUAUUUAGCUAUAUGUCGUCCAUUACUUAUAUUAAAACUUCAAUCUGUUCGAUUUUCUAAUCUUGUCAAUGCUGUUAUCUUAUUUUCAACAUGGUCAUUAGGUCUGUUGACAGCUUUACCAAAUUUAUAUAUGUAUAAUUUAUGUUCAUUACCUACACCUGGUCGUUAUAAAUGUGAAAAAACAUCACCACAAGAAUUUGAUGAAAAAUAUUAUAUGAUCACUUUAGAUGCUUUUUAUUUUGUGAUACCAAUGGUUGUCAUGAUUGUUCUUUAUACAUUAAUUAUUCGAAAAAUGUAUAGAAAUAAUAUAGCAUUACAAAUGAGAUCAUUGAAAAAUAGUAAUUCAACUAAAAGUCGUUCAAAUCCUCCAUCUCCUCAAUUACUUUCAUAUAAAAAAUGUUCAAAAUUUCGAUUAGUAAAUUCUGAUUUAAUUAAAGAUAAAAGAAAAAAAUCAACAAUUUUUGAAAAAUUUAGUCAACGUUUAUCAUUUGGUAGUAGUAUUAAAUCAAGAUCAGGUUUAAGUAUUGAUGAUGAUAAUAAUCAAAAAGAACAUCAUCAAUCGAAUAAUUCUAUAACAAAACAACAACUUAAUCAAACAUAUACUAUAUCUCAUCCAAUAAAUCAAGUUUUAUCACAAAAUAAUAAUGAUAAUAAAAUAAAAAAAUAUUUUUAUCAUUUAAAUUCUCGAAAAACUAGUAUUACAUAUAGUUGUGCAUCAUCACAAGGUUUAUGUCGUACAGAUCGUAAUCGACGUAAAGCACUUAAACUUUUAAUAACAUUAAUUAUGGAAUUUUUUAUUUGUUGGACACCAUUAUUUAUUUAUCAUACAAUUGGAACAUUUAAUAAAAAUUUUUAUCGUACAACACCAAAUAUUUAUGUUGAUUUAAUACUUCUUUUUUCAUUUGCAUCAGCAUCAUGUAAUCCAUUAACAUAUUAUUUUAUGUCAAAACGUUAUCGAUCAGCUUUAUAUGCUUAUUUACGAUGUUGUUGUUCUUUUAAUAAACAUCAACAAAUAUUUAUUAAUCAAAAUAAUAAACAACCACAUUAUACAAGUAAACAUUUACUUUCCAAUCCGAAAGGAAAUUCUCCGAAAUUAAAAAAUAAUGUACAACUAGAAAUUGAUGCAGAUGAUCAUUGUCGAUUAAGAUCUAAAACAUGUUAA
This is a messenger RNA of Rotaria sordida, 1545 nucleotides long. The record is from the annotation of a GenBank genome assembly. Lineage: Eukaryota; Metazoa; Rotifera; Eurotatoria; Philodinida; Philodinidae.